AUGUCUCAUAGUGAGUUAACAGAUCAGGAGUUGUUAGAAAUAUUACAGAAUAGCGAUUCUGAGGGAGACCUGGAUGGCGACGCCGAAGAAUGGGAAAAUAUCUCUGAAUCCGAUCAAGAAGAUCAACAAGAAGAAAUCCCUACAGAAAGACAGUUUAAACAGUAUAAUUACAUAGAUUUAAAUAUAACAAAACUGCACAGAAAAAAUACACAAAAAGUAAUUCAUUAUAAAAAAAAAAAAUUGACGCCCACUAUUCGUAAUUUUGUCAGCGAUGCUUCAGGUUGCCGCAUUGAUAAUCUGUCCGAUGAUCCUUCAGCCUUGGAAAUAUUUGAGUUCUUUUGUACACGAGACAUAAUGAAAACGAUUGUUGAACAAACUAAUAUAUUCGGUAAUAAUUUACAUACUGAUAUGCCUAUCACAUCACACAUAAAAAAAUAUCAUCCAACCGAUACUGAAGAAACGUUUUUCUUGCCGUUACCUUUCUGUUGUCACAAGUGA
Molecule: messenger RNA, 498 nt
Organism: Acanthoscelides obtectus
Lineage: Eukaryota; Metazoa; Arthropoda; Insecta; Coleoptera; Chrysomelidae
Source: the annotation of a GenBank genome assembly